This is a messenger RNA of Exserohilum turcica Et28A, 1596 nucleotides long. RefSeq lists its product as uncharacterized. Lineage: Eukaryota; Fungi; Ascomycota; Dothideomycetes; Pleosporales; Pleosporaceae. The transcript has a single exon. The record is from RefSeq and is a predicted model, not a curated record. Bases 1 to 1596 code for a protein of 531 amino acids.
AUGCAUCCACUCCUCUCUCCUCCACACAUUGACGUUCUCGUCAUUGGCAGCGGUAAUGCAGGAUUCUCAGCAGCCAUUGCCGCCGCCGAAGCCGGCGCCCACCGCGUUGUUCUGAUCGAAAAGGCGUCGGAGGAGUGGGCUGGAGGGAACAGCUACUUCACCGCGGGCGCGUUUCGAACUGUCCACAACGGUCUUGAAGACCUACUGCCCAUUGUCGGCAAUGUCGAUGCCGAGACAGCAAACCUCAUCGACAUGGAGCCCUAUACCAAGGCCGAUUUCUCCAAAGACAUGCAUCGUGUGUGCUCCGGUCGCUCGGAUGCCGCGCUGAGUCGCAUCCUGAUCGAUGACUCCAACAAUGCUGUCAAGUGGCUAGCGAAAAAUGGAGUCAGAUACCAACUUUCUUUCAACCGCCAAGCCUACAAAGUCAAUGGCCGAUUCAAGUUUUGGGGCGGCAUGGCGCUUAUGACUCAGGACGGGGGUAAAGGAUUGAUUGCAGAUCAUCAGGCUGCCGCUCGACGACACGGAGUCGAGGUCUACUACUCUGUACCCGCCAAACACCUCGUAACGUCUUCAUCGGGUGCUGUGGCAGGAGUGGUGGUUGAGUGCGACGGCGUAGACGCACGCAUUGCUGCCAGCGCCGUUAUCCUUGCAGCAGGAGGCUUUGAAGCAAAUCCACGUAUGCGUUCCCAGUUUCUGGGCCCCAAUUGGGAUAUAGCACGCGUUCGCGGCACACCCUUCAACACUGGCGAGAUGCUCGAAUACGCCAUCCGCGACGCAAAUGCUAAGCAAGCUGGAAAUUGGUCGGGCUGCCACUCUACCUGCUGGGACGCCAAUGCACCUGCUAAUAGCGGCGAUCGCGAGGUAUCCAACGAGUUUACCAAGUCCGGGUAUCCGCUCGGUCUCAUGAUUAACAUCAAUGGCGAAAGGUUUGUUGAUGAAGGCGUCGAUAUGCGUAAUUAUACCUAUGCAAAGUUUGGACGCGCCAUUCACGAGCAGCCGGAUGGUGUGGCGUUCCAGGUGUGGGACCAACGCACGAUAUCGUGGCUACGCGAUGAAGAGUAUAGAGAUGGACGUGUUCAGAAGACUCGGGGCAAUACGUUGGAAGAAUUGGCUCAGAAGCUUGCGGAGAAUUCUGGGCUCGCCGCUGCCCAGCGCUUCGUCGAGACGGUGCAACAGUACAACGAAGCUGUUUAUGCAUUUCAGGCCGAGGCCCCAGAUAAGAAGUGGGAUCCAGCGGUCAAAGACGGCCUUUCAACACAGUCUUCCACUAACAAGUUAGCUCUAGCAAAGUCCAACUGGGCCCUGCCGCUCGACAAAGAGCCCUUUAUGGCCGUCAAAGUGUGCUGUGGCGUCACCUUUACAUUCGGCGGACUGGCUGUGAAUCCAGAGACUGCUGCUGUCAUUUCCAAUUCUGGCAGAGAGGUUGGUGGUCUGUUCUGCGUCGGUGAGAUGCUUGGAGGACUAUUCUACGGCAACUACCCCGGUGGCAGCGGGUUGACGUCUGGUGCAGUCUUUGGUCGGAGGGCUGGAACUGCGGCGGCGGGUUUGGCUGCAACCAUGCCAUCGGGGUCGCAACCAUCCGUUUCCGCUGUCUAG